CACAAUUUGACUCACAAGCUACAACUGUUGAAAGAUCUCCCAAUCCAGUGGAUUAGACUAUAUACCGAGAGCAUGGCAGCCACUGUAGUCCCUAGUGUAAUGGUUAAUCUUAAAGCUCUAAAUUAUGACAACUAUGAGCACUGGAGCUUUCGGGUGAAAACAUACUUGAUGGCUGAAGGUCUGUGGGACGUUGUCCAAGGCACAGAUAACGGGGAAGCCGAAUUGGAAAAUAACGCCAAAGACGAAGAAGCUAAAUCCAAGGCUUGGCAGAAAAAUAAUGCCAAAGCCUUGCAUGCUAUCCACAUAUCUUGCGGGGAGGAUGCGGAGUCCUCUAUCAGGGGCAUCAAGAAUGCGAAAGAUGCUUGGGAUAGAUUGGCUACAGAGUUCAAGUCUGUUGAAAUUUCAGAACUUCCAGUAAGGGAUGGGGAUCAGAAUUAUCAGACCUAUGCACCUUUCUUCAGUAAUGUGGGGGCCCGGCAUUGGGAGGAAGUAAAGAAGUUUCUAGGACAACAUCCAGAGGCAGCAAGAGUAAGGUUGCCAGCGGGGCUGACAGCUCUUAGCAACGCAGUCUCGACGAAGGACGUGGAAGGUGUAAAAGAGUUGCUGUCGGUUAUGAAAGAGACAUAUUUGAAAAUACUCGGCGAUGCUCUUUCUACGGCUAUAAAUAAAGGGAGUGACUCAGAUGUGAUGAUCGAAAUUAUUAAGUGCGUAGUUGAGAAGAACGAGAAACUACUCCUUCGCCAUGACCCCACCCGUGGAGUUCCACUUUGGUUGGCUCUGCAUGCCAACAAACCAAAAAUGGUUCACUAUCUUAAGUCGGUUACUCCACUUGAAAAGCUAAACAGGAGGGACGGCGCUGAGCUUAUUUCUACGGGUCUGAGAGUAAAUCGUUUCGGUAUAUGCAAACCACCUACACCUACACCUACACCUACCCGUGAGGUUUCUAUAGAUGUUCAUAAAGAAGAGAGAGUUCAUUCUGCCAAAAAAGAAGAAGAAGAGAAAGUUCAUUCUGCCAAAAAAGAAGAAGAAGAGAAAGAUCAAGGCAAUCAGAAGCAUCUCAUUCGCAAAGUUGCCUGUUUCUUUGGGGAACUAAUUGCCAAUCUCCGUCACCCUUUUGGAAACAAUCCUAUGUAUCGAAAGAAAUUGCUCCUUGACCAAGCCUUGGAAAUUAUAGUUCGCAUGUGUAAACCGUUAAAAGACGACAAACUUGAAGGCAAACCUAGGCAACGAGAGCUUGUCAAGAAAGCACUUUUCAAAGCAGUAGAACGAGGACAUGCUCCAAUCAUCAGUCACAUAUUGAAAUCUGAUCCAUCGUUCUGUCUGAUCACUAAUGGACAUGAAAAGACCAUAUUUCAACUUGCUGCUGAGUAUCAAAAAGACAGUAUUUUUAACCUGUUAUAUGGGUUUGAGAAAUCGGACAGAAAAGACAUUGUAGGCAUGACAGAUAAGUUUGGGGACAACAUGCUGCAUGCGGUAGGAAAGAUCUCCCCACUAACACAGAUCGGUCAUAUUCAGGGUCCAGCUUUGCAAAUGCAGAAAGAACUACAAUGGUUCAAGAAGGUGGAGCGCUUGGCAAGUCCCGAGGAUCUUGAGCGUAUAAAUUCUGAUGGUCUGACACCACGUGAGGUAUUUACUAUGAAUCAUAGAGAUAUGGUGGAGGCAGGAGAAAAGUCAAUGAAAGAAACUGCAACUUCUUCUUCGGCACUUGUAGCUGCUCUUAUCAUUACUAUUAUGUUCGCUGCAGCUGUGACAGUUCCUGGUGGAAUUAAGGGGGAAACAGGUAUUCCCAUAUACUUAAACACAAAGGCAUUUAGGAUUUUUAUGGUUGCAGAUGUUAUAUCACUCUGCUCUUCCACUACUUCAGUAAUGGUAUUUUUGGGAAUCCUCACAUCACGUUUUGCAGAAGACGAUUUCCUCACAUCUUUGCCCACAAAAUUGAUAAUUGGCUUUUUAACCCUAUUUCUAUCUAUUGGGGUCAUGAUGAUUGCCUUCUCUUCUGCCAUUUUCAUUAUGCUCCCGGAAAAACCAUCGAUUGUUAUUCCAUCUAUUUUACUUGCUAGUGUUCCAAUUGCCGCAUUCCUAUGGAUGCAAUUUCCGUUCCUUCGUGAGAUCAUUAUUUCGACUUAUGGAUUUAGGGAAUUUAGAGUAUUUAAAGGGAAACAGGAAAUGUUUAAUCUUGAUGUCUGAUGUUUCUCUUUGGUUUGCUACUUUGUAAUAAGAAGCUUUGUAAAGAUGAGACAAUUUACUUGCUUCGAUCUUGUAAUAAAUACUCCAACUUCCAAUUUU
Molecule: messenger RNA, 2286 nt
Organism: Rosa chinensis
Lineage: Eukaryota; Viridiplantae; Streptophyta; Magnoliopsida; Rosales; Rosaceae
Exons: 7
Coding region: 73-2187 (704 amino acids)
Source: RefSeq, a predicted model, not a curated record